AUGAGUGUCCUGGGUGAAGAUGGCUCUGCUUCAGCUUGGUACAACUAUUGGGUCUACAAAUAUCUCUUUUUGUUCUUUCUCUCCUCUGUACGUCUACUGUCAAAUUAUUGUCUUGAAUUACCCAGUGGGAUAGAAGACACCAUUAUUAAAGUGAUGGGAGUCACUACUGCUGAAUAUGAUCUACUCUUUUCUGUUUCUGCCUGGCCCAAUAUAUUUCUAUGUCUGGUUGGAGGAGUAUUAGUAGACAAGUUAUUAGGACGAAGACUAGGACUACUUCUGUUUGUCAUUUGUCUUCUACUUGGUCAAAUUGUAUGGGGUGUUGGAGGACUUGUCGAUAAUUAUAUUAUCAUGCUAGUUGGACGUUUCUUUAUUGGAGCUGGGAAUGAGCUAAUCAUAGUCAUUGACCACUCAUUUAAAGCAACCUGGUUCAAAGAGGAUCUGUCGCUUGCCAUUUCAAUUGAUAUUGGAUUCAGUAGACUAGGAGGAACAUUAGCUAUACUUCUUCCUCAGUUAAUAUACGACAGUCUCUCAAUGUUUCAUACUCCUACUUCUAGAUUAGGAGUCACGAUACUUACUGCUGCUGGAUUCAUGAUAAUUGCAAUGAUUUUCUCUGUAAUUGUUAUCCAAGCAGACUACAUGAGAGAGAAGUCGGCAAAGGAAUUUAAAAGUGACGAUGUAGCAUUCACGGACAAAUCAAAAGGCAUAAAACAAGUAUUCUCAUUUAUUUUUUUGCUAUCCGUGUCGAUUAAUAUGCUCUUCACUCCGGUGUUGUAUUCCUUCGUUAGCAUUGCUCAGAAAUUUUUUGUGCAAAAAUAUGGUCUUUCUAUCAAGAUGGCUAACAUUGCCAACGGGCUAUUGUUUGGCAGUGCAAUAGUACUCACACCAGUUGCUGGCAUGAUUAUUUCUAAAGUUGGCUUUCAUCUGUUCUGGGUACUAUUGUGCAACUUGACAACAGCACUCCCAGCCUUAUUGAUGUUCAUGUUCAGUAACACAGAAAGCUACAUUCCAUUCAUAGCAGGAAUAUUCUAUUCUCUUUCGUACACUCUUGGUGGACCGUCAUUCACUGCCUUGCCAGCUCUUGUAGUAGAUAAAGAGUAUAUUACAACAGGAUAUGGGAUUUUGAGAGGAGCUUAUAAUGCUUCGUUAUCAGCAAUAGUUUACAUCACUGGUUUUAUUAUUGAUACUAAAGGGUACUUCAUGCUACAAGCUUUUUUUGUCUAUUUGACUAUUUUGUGCAUUCACAUAGUAUUAUUGCUAAUUGUACUUGACUUUAUUUCACAAAAGCCAAGACUUAAUGUUCCUGGUUUGUGGAUUAAAUAUAUUAUAAAUAAAUAG
Amphimedon queenslandica is the source of this 1335-nucleotide messenger RNA. RefSeq names its product major facilitator superfamily domain-containing protein 1-like. Bases 1 to 1335 code for a protein of 444 amino acids. Gene Ontology annotation, molecular function: transmembrane transporter activity. Gene Ontology annotation, biological process: transmembrane transport. Lineage: Eukaryota; Metazoa; Porifera; Demospongiae; Haplosclerida; Niphatidae. The record is from RefSeq and is a predicted model, not a curated record. The transcript has a single exon.